Molecule: messenger RNA, 592 nt
Organism: Prorocentrum cordatum
Lineage: Eukaryota; Dinophyceae; Prorocentrales; Prorocentraceae
Source: the annotation of a GenBank genome assembly
CCCUGCUCUCUCCGUUCCCGCGCCGGCACACGCCUCUGGCCCCGCUGGGUCGGCGAAUAUUUGUCGAGACGGCGAUGAAGCAGAUGGAGCAGCAGGACAGCAGCGACAGAGCGACCUUGUUCUUGAAGAAGCGUUUAGAGCAGGAGCAGGGCUUGAUGGCGAUCUGCACGAGGGCAGACGAGAACGGCAACGGCUACAUCAGCGAGGAAGAGUUCAGGCGGGCCAUGCAAGAGGGCCAAAUGACAGCCUACCUGGACACCUUGGGCUUCCAGCACCAGGACAUACUGGACUUCUUCCACGUCCUCGCGAGCACCUCCGACGACAAGCAUGUUGACGUCGACGUCUUCGUGAGGGGGUGCAUCCAGCUGGCGGGCGGGGCGACGCGAUUCGACAUGAAGACCAUGAUAAUCGAGAUCCAGGAGCUGCGGGGCGAGAUGGCCGCGAUGCUGCGCGCCCGCCGCGCACAGGCCGAGCCCCCGCAGGCCGACGCGCCGGCCGAGGAGCCGCGGGCGCGCACGCCGCCAGGCACGCCGCGCCGGCGCACGCCGCCGAACAGCGCUCGCGUGCUGGAGGCCCCGGGGCCUCGCCCCCC